This is a messenger RNA of Camponotus floridanus (Florida carpenter ant), 4926 nucleotides long. RefSeq names its product adhesion G protein-coupled receptor A3 (gene Remo). The coding region runs from base 115 to 4926 and encodes 1603 amino acids. The transcript is spliced from 13 exons. The record is from RefSeq and is a predicted model, not a curated record. Gene Ontology annotation, biological process: G protein-coupled receptor signaling pathway; cell surface receptor signaling pathway. Gene Ontology annotation, cellular component: plasma membrane. Lineage: Eukaryota; Metazoa; Arthropoda; Insecta; Hymenoptera; Formicidae. Gene Ontology annotation, molecular function: protein binding; G protein-coupled receptor activity.
CAUCAAUAAUAUAUAAACUGCAUAAAUAAAAUGCGGCUAUUUAAAAUCUGCUCUUUGAUAAUGUGAGAGUCAAGAUCCUUGAUUGGACUGUCAAAGGUCCAUCUGCCUCUAAUCAUGAAAGCCACUUUUUUAUUCAUAAUAUUGCUCCAAACAUGGAUCAGUGCAACAGUUCAACUGUGUCCACAACAUUGUUCCUGUAAGCCAAUUGGUGCUCAAGCCGAAUGGUUACGUCUUAAAUGCGAUGAUCGUUUACAAGAAAUCAAUGAUGUGGAUAUCAAUGCAGUCAGCGUGGAACUUAUACAAUUAGACUUAAGUAAAAAUGCCAUUUAUGUCAUUCAAGCAAAUGUGUUUGUAAAUUUAACAAACCUCAGACGACUUGAUUUAUCAAAAAACAAAAUUAAUUCUAUAGGCGAGGGUUGUUUUAAUGGUCUAGAAAAUUUGGAGAGAUUAGAUUUGAGUCAGAAUCAGAUAUCAACAAUAGAUAGUUAUGCAUUCAAAAAAUUAUUAAAUCUCAAAAAGCUUGAUUUGUCUGGGAAUAAAAUAACUGCUCUGGUGCCAUCCUUAUUUCAUAAUUUGCUGGCUUUAGAUCGUUUGAAAUUAAAUGGAAAUAGUUUAACUACCUUGAAAGAAGGAACAUUUCAUGGACUUAAGACCUUAAAACAACUAGAUCUGUCUAAUAAUCCCUGGAACUGUGAUUGUCACCUAUAUUGGUUUAGUAAUUGGAUCUCCAAUUCUACAAUUAAAUUGAAUCCGCCGCCAAAGUGCGCAUCGCCUGUACUUGCCAAAGGACAACCUGUGAAAAAAUUAAAAUUUUUAGAAGAGCUUCAAUGUCAAUUGAUAUCACCGGCAAUUGAAAUUCGGCCAGUUCAAAAUCAAGUGGUUUUUGCUGGAGAUUCGAUUACCUUAAAAUGCAGAGCUCCCAGCAUUACAGUAGAUCAAAGUGCUAGAUUAAAUUGGUUAUGGUAUCCUAAUGCUUCCGCCGAGAUUGUGGACCUGAGCGCUUAUAAAGAUCCGCGAAAAAGUUUAUCUAACAUUAAAAUUGACAACAGGUAUCUUUCGGACAGCGGUAUUGUGGACAGUGCUCUUAGUAUAGUUCCGGUUAAAGAGGAACACAAUGGACAAUGGAAUUGCUUACUGGUUUCCGUAAACGGCAACAAAUCCAAGGCAGUCAGUGUAAUUGUGAUAUCCGAGCAUACACGUUAUUGUCCUCUAGCAGUAACAAGAAACAACAAGGGCAUUUAUACAUGGCCGAAAACGAUAGUUGGAUGGAAAGCGGAAUUGCCAUGCGAAGGCAGUCGUUUGUUGCAAGCAUCUUUAACAGCCUCUUAUUACUGUAAUGUGAGUGGUCAGUGGGAACACUUAAACACGGAAUCAUGUCCGUACGUAUCCCAUACAACGAAAAUUUUGGAACAAUUUUCGAGAGUAAAUCUAUCCUUGGCGAGAAGUACUCUGCUGGAAACUGCAAAGAGAUUCAAGAAUUACACGGGAAACGGUUCGGUAAAAUUAACAGAUCCAGUUGAAAUACAUUUCAUAGUACGAACUAUAGAGAAUUAUUUAAGCUUCCUGAUAGACGAAAAGGAACUCGGCCUCAUGCUGAUCGAUAUCAUCGCUUCAAUGAUGAAAUUGUCAAAAGAAAUGCUAAAGAGAGCGGAAAUAAAUUUCAAAGCUUGUACGAGACUAAUCAAAGCGAUCGAACGUAUAGCGGAAUUUACACCGUCGAUACAAUCUCAUACAAAACACAUGGCACUCGAAGAAUUUCGUAUUAAACGCGAAAGUUUUGGCGGAUUAACAUGCACAUGGUACACAAAUAUUGCCGUGAGUACCGAUUCAGACGCGAGAUUUUUGCACUGUACAACGAUUAAUAAAACAACGCCGAUCAAUGCAAAAGACAAGACGAUAGAAGCUUCCAUUCGAUUGCCUGCCUCUUUGCUGCAACGCUCGCAGGAUAAUACGAUAGCUCAACAGCUAAUGAUAUCUAUGUACAGUGAUAGCAGAUUAUUUCCCAAGACGAUUUCAAAUGAUAGCAUGGACAUAUCAACAUGUAUUGUUGGCAGUAAAUUAAUGGGCGCAUCGAUACGAAAUCUCUCUGAACCGGUUUACAUCAUGUUGAAAGCACCGUUGUAUCAUUACAACGGAAGAAGACCGAGACCAGUAGUAUGGGACGAAACGUUGAACAAUACGGGAGGCUGGACCAGCGACGGAUGUCGUUUAACAAACUUAGUGAAUAAUUUGAUAGUCUUUCAUUGUGACAGAUUGGGUUAUUAUGGACUUUUGCAGGAAGUUUCACAUCUUGAUAUAGACGGAAAUAGUAUGCAUGGAGCGAAAUUCAGAUAUUCACAUCCGGCGAUAUAUAUAGGAAGUUUCGUGACGAUAACUUGCUUGAUGAUCAUGUCUGUGACAUAUAUUAUUUCUUAUACAUCUAUCACAAUGCCUAAGAAAGCGAAACAUUCUGUUAUCAAUACCUGGUUCGCUAUGGCAUUGCUAUCAUUUAUUUAUAGCAUCGGCAUUCAACAAACAGAACACAUCGAGAUUUGUCAGAGUGUCGGCCUUAUUUUACACUAUUUGUCUCUGUGUUGUUUGUUAUGGAUGGCGGUAUCUGCCAGCAAUAUGUACAAGAAACUGACGAAAUCAGGCCUCGAUGUGAUACCCGAUGAUGAUGUGGAUCCAGAUCAGCCUAUAUCCAAGCCGUUGUUAGGACUUUAUCUAGUUGGAUGGGGCGUGGCCUUAAUAAUCUGCGGAAUAUCCGGCGCGAUUAAUUUACGUGAAUAUGCUGGCUAUUCUCGUUGUUUCCUGACGUCCGGACCGGCGCUUGCCGCGCUUUUCAUACCAUCCGGAAUAUUAAUCGCGUACCUGCUGAUCUUUCUCUUGCUCAUCAGACGUGCGAUUCAGAAUGUCGAUGUAAACGCGCAAUUAUCCGAAGGCACUCAGGCAACGGAGAACAUGGAUUUAGAGUUGCUAGAGCCGAAUCCGAAUCCCUCCGGGGAUAGGAACAGCGUGCGCAGCGCACAGACGGUUUCUUCUGACAUCGAGGAUCCGGAACACUCACAAUUUACGCAGUGGAAAGGUCAAGUCAUAAUGCUAGUGUUAUAUCUGAUAUCUUGGGCUGGCGCGACCGCAGUAACAGUCGAGCCGUUUAAUUCCAUACCAUUUGAGGAGACCAUAUUCGCCGUAAUAUACGCCAUCACCGCGAGUUCGCUCGGUAUGUUUGUGCUGUUCUUUUACGGAAUUGCUCGAAAUGAUGUUCGCAGCCAAUGGUUGAAGAUGCGCUGCUGGCUGGAAAAACGAAAAAAUCGUUGCUGUCGCACGAGAAGCGUGUGCGAUGCUAAUGCCGCAAUUCCGACACAACCUUUGGUGCAAAACUUCGUCCCGCCGUUGUCAAACACGCAAGCUACUCAAGCAAUAUCCGACACGAAUUCUGUUACUUCGAGAAACACCAAUCACUCUCAACAGAUCUACAACUGUUCGAAGCUUGCAGAUUUUGUGUCCGCCAAUCGAGACAGCGUACCCACUGUUCCUGUCAGUGCGAAAGCAGCAAAUCUAAUAGUAUUGCAUCGUCAACAGUAUCGCUCUAACAAUUCCGUCACUACGUACACCGAGCCGUCGUCAGCCUGCGUCGAAAUGUUUUACAAUCCUCAUCAAAGCGGCGUCGCCAGGAAGUUUUUCAAGAAACAACGUAGACACACCGCAAAAAAGAAUAAUCUCGGUCCGAGGAAGCAGGGUGACGGUGGGGCGACCAGCGAUGGCGGCAGUUGCAUCUCUGUACCUCGGCCUGCGGCCAAGAUCAACAAUAGUCUGGAACGCAGCAUUCUGAGCAGCAGCGCUAAAGUGAACAACACCAACAUACACGUCGAAUUGAAUCCCAUAAACGACAUCAAAAAUGUGAAUAUACUGUCGGAUAGCGGUGGUAGCAUUUCUGAGGAAAGAAAUAUCCCGAUACGCUUUGUUAUCGGUCAGGAGAAUCUAUUGCGUAGCGUUAAAAAGCUCAACAAUGGUAAUGCGCGGCAGGAUAAUUCCAUUACGAUAGACACGGCACAAUCGAAAAGAACGGCACAUGCUGAUUCGGAUGCAGAUGUUUCCAAAACGGACGAGGAGUGGCAUUUACGAAACGUCUCUCAGCAAUGUAGCUUGGAGUACAGCUCCGAAAUGGACACUGUCACACAGAUGACCAGUGAACGGAGUGAUCACAAUUUGCCGGAGAUCUGCGAGAGCGCGGAAGAGUGUUUCUCGAACAGAUGUUCUAGCGAUAUGAAUGAAAUUCAAGUUGCAGAGGAACGCCAGUUCUUCCGAGGAAACACAGCAAAACGAUUGUAUCUUUCCAAUAGUAUGUAUUGCCUACCGUUGGAGCACGAGAAACCAUUGACAAACAGUUACUGUAAUUCAUUAAAUGACAUCAUGUCGUUAAAGCAGCACUGCGAGUACUCGAAACCGUCGCUUACAGAUGUACAAAAUACAACCAGUUCAAAUCUGUGCGGACAGGAUAUUUCUGAGUUUCGACGAUCGUUCGAUCGCUCGGAACGUUCACUCUUUGAGGUAAACAGUUUGACUAGUGAUAAUCCGUGUACGUUAACGCCACAUGCGGAAACCCCCUAUGCCUGUUCUCUGGCGAAUAUUCAUUGUAUCUCUGACAAGAGUUUAGAGGAAAACAAUCUCCACGAGUCGCAAUCGUUAGACAUAGUAGAUAAUAAUGUAUUUAAUGUGCCAGAAUCGAAGGAUCUUUUGCUGGAGAAAAAUUUCAGUUCUCUUGCUGAUAUUCCGUCAAUUAGUAAAUCUAGUUCUCACGAUAUCAAUAAUCUCAGUUUAAUUGAUGAAACGAGCACGUGUUUGGAACCUACAAAAUCGUGUGAUAUACAGCAGUUCGAAACUAAUGAGAUUUAUUUACAUGAACAAGUAAGUCAUUUACCUGUUAAGAAAGAAACGAGCGUUUAA